UGGUUUAUGAUGUCACGAGUGGUGAGGCAAGUCUCCGUAGAUGCAGGCAUCUGGCUCCGGUGGAAGAUGCUGCUGCUCUCCCUCCUCCUGUUCCACACCCUGGUCUGGCCCAUGCACAGCAUGAAUGGCAGCUGUGAUGCAGUUUGUGGGCGCCGCCCCCUGAUGUCUGGCUACGGCGGGAUGCGGAUCGUGGGUGGUGUAGAUGCUCUGCCAGGGGCCUGGCCCUGGCUCGUCAGCGUCCAGAUCCCCACCCGAAUGGGACCCCGGCAUUCAUGUGGUGGGUCCCUCAUCAGCACUCGCUGGGUCCUCACAGCAGCUCACUGCUUCAAAGCCAAGAGAAGGCUGCUCUCGCAGUGGCGUGUUGUGAUAGGUGCAUCCCAGCUAUCCCAGCGUGGCCCUGAGGCCCAGGUGCGCUCCAUCAAACAAGUGGUGCAGCACGAGCACUACGAGCCGCGCAUGGAGAGCAACGACAUCGCUCUACUGGAGCUCGACCAGCCAAUCGAGUGCAAUGACUACGCACAGCCCGCUUGCCUGCCCGAUGCCAUGGUGGAGGUGUCGAACCUGUCCCACUGCUACAUCAGCGGCUGGGGAGUCACGCAAGAGACAUCCCAGGAAACAGCCGACAUCCUGCAGGAAGCCAAGGUGCAUCUCCUUGACAUCACAACCUGUAACAGCAGCCGCUGGUACAACGGGGCCAUCGCCAGCAACAACCUGUGUGCAGGGUACGAGCAAGGAGGUGUCGACAGCUGCCAGGUACGUAGGACAGAGCCCUCUCACUGCAGAUUCCUCCCCAGCUCCACUCAAAUGCUCAUGCUGUGACCUCACAAUCCCUCUUCUGGGA
Molecule: messenger RNA, 841 nt
Organism: Gopherus evgoodei (Goodes thornscrub tortoise)
Lineage: Eukaryota; Metazoa; Chordata; Testudines; Testudinidae
Product: acrosin-like
Biological process (GO): acrosome reaction; proteolysis
Molecular function (GO): serine-type endopeptidase activity
Source: RefSeq, a predicted model, not a curated record